GGACACACACACACACACACAAACACACUCAAACACACGCACACACACACACACACCUGUGCUCGCGAAAACGCACGCGCACACGGCUGUCAGGCGUGUCAGAGACGCGCUCGAGCCCGCGUGUGAGUUGAGGGUUGAGAGGUAGAGAGUCCCGGUGCUCGGUGGCUCCUCGCGGUGCUUCCUCGCUGAGCGGCGCCGCUUCUCUUGACUUGUGUCGGGUCAGUUCUCGGAGCUCGACCGCUUCAGUUUCUUUUUCUUUUAUUAUUUUUUUUUUCUUCUUCUUUCUUUUUCUUCUUUUCUCGCUUCUCCAGAAAUAAAAUGCGGUUCUGACAGGAGCCGGGGCUGCGGGCGCCGCCGGCUCCUCCUGACCGGAAAAUGAAGCGUCUCUGUCGGAGGCUGGCGGUGGCCGUGGCGGUGCUGGUGUGGCUGGGAGCGCUGGUUUAUCUGCUGGUGCUGAGCCGGAGGAAGCUCCCGGAGCUGGGCACCGGAGCUGGAGGAGGAGCGGGAGGAGCGGGCGGAGAGGCAGCGUUCAACCAGAUUUCAGAUGCGGAGUGGGAGGACAUGCUGGAGGGCUUCGACGAGCGGAGUUACCUGAGCGCUCGGCGCUGGAAGCCCGGCGACGACCCCUACACCCUGUACGCCUUCAACCAGAGGGAGAGCGAACGCAUCCCCAGCAACCGAGCCCUGCGGGACACCCGGCACUACAGGUGCACGACUCUCCACUACGACUCUGAUCUUCCUCCAACCUCCAUCGUCAUCACCUUCCACAACGAAGCCAGAUCCACGCUACUGCGCACCAUCAAGAGUGUUUUAAACAGGACUCCGGUUCAUCUCAUCUACGAGAUCAUUCUGGUCGACGACUUCAGUGACGACGCCAGUGACUGUCAGCUCCUCAUCAAACUACCCAAAGUCAAAUGUCUUCGCAACAACAAGAGAGAAGGUCUGAUCCGGUCCAGGGUCCGAGGGGCCGACGCCGCGAGGGCCCGAGUCCUCACCUUCCUGGACAGUCACUGUGAGGUGAACAAAGACUGGCUGCCCCCCCUCCUGCAGAGGAUCAAACAGGACCCGACCCGUGUGGUCAGCCCAGUCAUCGACAUCAUCAACAUGGACACGUUUGCGUACGUGGCAGCCUCAGCGGACCUACGCGGAGGUUUUGACUGGAGUCUCCAUUUUAAGUGGGAGCAGCUGUCGUCUGAGCAGAGAGCUCGCCGGACCGACCCGACCCAGCCGAUCAAGACUCCCAUCAUCGCAGGUGGGCUCUUUGUGAUCGACAGGUCCUGGUUCAAUCACCUCGGGAAGUACGACACCGCCAUGGACAUCUGGGGCGGGGAGAACUUCGAGAUCUCGUUCCGGGUGUGGCAGUGUGGUGGCAGCCUGGAGAUCCUGCCCUGUAGCAGAGUGGGUCACGUCUUCAGGAAGAAACACCCGUACGUCUUCCCUGAGGGCAACGCCAACACCUACAUAAAGAACACACGUCGCACAGCGGAGGUGUGGAUGGACGACUUCCGUCUCUUUUACUACUCUGCUCGCCCGGCGGCACGAGGAAAAUCCUACGGAGAUGUCCAAGGCAGAGUGGAACUACGCAAGAAGCUCAAGUGCAAGUCCUUCAAGUGGUACUUGGACAACGUCUACCCAGAGCUCAAGGUCCCGGACGACUCUGACUCCCAGUCCGGGGUGAUUCGCCAGAGGCAGAACUGUCUGGAGUCUCGUAGGGUAGAGGGCCAGGAGAUGCCCGUCCUCACAUUGGCUCCCUGUAUAGGAACAGAGGGGGUCCCCGCCAUCAACCAGGAGUGGGUGUACACUCACGGCCAGCAGAUCCGUCAGCAGCAGCACUGCUUGUCUCUGUCCACCACCUUCCCCGCCUCCCAGGUCCUGCUGCUGCCCUGCAACAUGGCCGACGGCAAGCAGCGGUGGCAGAAGUCGGGGACUCACCUGGAGCACCUGGUGUCCCGGUUCUGCCUGGACUCGGAGAUGGCUCUGGACGGGAUGGACUCGUCCCGGAUGCUGGUCAUCAGCCCCUGUGAACUCAGCGCCUACACACAGAGAUGGGAGGUUCCCUUCUCCUGACCCCUGACCCCUGACCCCUGACCUCCCCCCAGCUUCUCCUCGCUCCCGUCCGUCACUCACAUCCUCCCGCCUGGAGGCAGCCGCUGCUCGGACAGACCGGAUGCAUGAGCAAUCAUUUCACAGCGCCACCUCCUGGAGGAGAUCAGAGCUGGAGAAGACUGAGCUCUGACGUCUCUUCACUGUUCAGCUCCGUGAGGAGAGAACGGUGGAAAAUAAGACGAGAGCAGGAGACACGCGAGGAGCACGUGGACGAGUUUAAGCCGAGUUAAAUCAAGUUAGACCGAGUUAAACCGAGUUAAACCGAGUUAAACCGAGUUAAACCAAGUUAAACCGAGUGCACCUUAAAACCCUGGAAGAGCUGAGAAAAAAAAAAACACGUGAAUGUUUUGUUUGAUCUUUUGCAUUUGAAAGUGUUUGUUCAAGAAUCUGAGAAUUAAAACAAGCACAAGUGUCUGUUACUGUCUUCAUCACUGAAGAUCAACGGACACCAGCUACACACACAACACACACAAUAUACACAAUAUACACAAUAUACACACAACAUAUACACAAUAUACACAAUAUACACGAUACACGAUAC
Messenger RNA from Mugil cephalus (flathead mullet), 2647 nucleotides. RefSeq names its product UDP-N-acetyl-alpha-D-galactosamine:polypeptide N-acetylgalactosaminyltransferase 14 (GalNAc-T14) (gene galnt14). The transcript is spliced from 15 exons. NCBI's taxonomy places the organism in Eukaryota, Metazoa, Chordata, Actinopteri, Mugiliformes, Mugilidae. The record is from RefSeq and is a predicted model, not a curated record. Bases 376 to 2067 code for a protein of 563 amino acids. Gene Ontology annotation, cellular component: Golgi apparatus.